Messenger RNA from Thunnus maccoyii (southern bluefin tuna), 1888 nucleotides. RefSeq lists its product as uncharacterized. Gene Ontology annotation, biological process: positive regulation of ERK1 and ERK2 cascade; interleukin-15-mediated signaling pathway; T cell activation. Gene Ontology annotation, cellular component: external side of plasma membrane; membrane raft. Bases 160 to 1095 code for a protein of 311 amino acids. Gene Ontology annotation, molecular function: MHC class II protein binding; protein tyrosine kinase binding. The record is from RefSeq and is a predicted model, not a curated record. NCBI's taxonomy places the organism in Eukaryota, Metazoa, Chordata, Actinopteri, Scombriformes, Scombridae. The transcript has 7 exons.
UUUAGAAGUGAGGAAAACACACUGAAAACACAAUGUGGAGGAAACACUUUAGUCAUGAUAGGAAGUGUAUUUCAGUGUAUUUCUCUGUAUGAAGCACUAAUAAGGACAUUUUGAGAGCUAAGAGCGAUAGAAGAAGACAGAGAGAAAGACAGAAGCACAAUGGUUGAGCUCAGAUGGAUUAAAAUAUCUUUAUUUCUGAUACUGGGGCUUCAGUUUACAACAGUAACUGGACAAACUUCCCUCAAUAUCACUGUCAGAGAUGGAGAUGAAGUCACUUUGUCUUGUGAAAAUGUGAUGACUGAUCAGGAUAAAUGUGACAGUACCACCUGGACCUUUGUUUCAAGAAGCACAGCAGCAGUAGAGCUGAUUAAACUUGUGCAGAUUGGUGAAGAAGCCAAAGCUAAAUCAGACAGACUGAGUGUUACAGCGAACUGUUCUCUGGUUAUAAAGAAGGUCACAGUUGAGGAUGCUGGUCUUUACACCUGCCUUCAGUACAACAAAUCAGGACAACAACAAUAUCAAGACUCUCAGGUUGAUCUGUCUAUUGUUACCAUGACUGAAUAUAAGGGCACUAAACAGGUGAUGUUAAUCUGCUCUGCGUCGACAUAUCAACGGUGUAGACAGACAGUGAAGUGGGUGUAUGAGGGUAAUGAUUGGGAUGUGAACAUUCAGCACAUGAAGGAGAUUCUUUGCUUUGCCACUGUGACAUUUACAACUUCCCAUCUUGCUGAAACGUCAAAGUAUUCUGAGAUAUUCAAGUGUAACGUGACAGAUAAAAACACUGGAAAAGUGCAGCUGUUUGCCUUCAGCCCUCAGUCUUCAGGUGAGGACACUAAAAGAACUGCAACAAAAAAAUCAACACCAACAACCAAUGAUACUCCAACAAAACAACAAGUUUGGUUGAGGUUCAUCAUCGUGUCUGUUGGUUUAACUGCACUCAUAAUAAUCGUUGUGUCAGUCAACAUAUGGACCAGAAUUAAAGUGAACAAAUCACAGAUGGAUGACAAUGCUGUGCAUAAUGAUGAAGAUGAAGAUGAAGGUACGGUGACUUAUGAAAACAUUGGAGAACCUUCUGCUACUGUCAGACUCCACUGAUCAACAACUUUCACACCAACAUCAACUCACCAGAGUCCACCGCAGUUAAAUAACAUUUCAUCAGAUUUUAUAUGAGAAGUUAAAGCCUUUGUUUGUGUUUUGGUGGGUUUAGGUGGCUGAUUCUUUUUUUAACUGCAGCACUGUUUUGUCAAACUUUUCACCCAUUUUAAGAAUUUAAACAAAUGUUUAAAUUUUACUUUUUACACUGUAGCUUCUUCUCAGUUCUUUCAUUAUUUGUGCAGAAAAACACAUUUUUAAGUAACUUUCAUUUUGUGUUGUUUUUAACAUGUUUGCUGAGUGAGAUAUGUUUUAAAUUGUGUAGAAUAGACUUAACUGAGCUGGGAGCUCUAAUAGAGUCAGUACCUGUCUUCUCUUUACUAUAACUGAUAUUAUAUUACUGGCCAGUAUUUCUCUGUGUUUCCUUGCUGAGCUGCAGUGGACGGAUAAUAACACAAAUACAGAAAUAAAUUAUAAAUAAAACUGAACUGAAUUGAACUGAAGUGAAUAGAGGGUCUGAUGUCCAGGCUGGAGGUGUCAGGCUGCCUCUAUAAAUACAACACAAUCACAUAUGUAUAUUAAUUGUAUAUAGAUCAGUUUGAGCUCAGUGUAAGUAUAUGUGACCACAGAAAUACAAAAGAUAACUAACUUUCCUCCUUUGUUUUGUAUGAUUAUUAUUGUCACUUCACAAUGAUUGUUCUUCACGCUGAACAGACGCUUCAUGGCUGUUUGUCCUUUGACUGCCUAGUUUACAUGUUAAUUACAAAGCUUUUCAAGAACUAUGGCUGGUUGAUAA